CGACGCCCAAGAUGGCGGCAGGAUUGAAAAGUUGUGGGUGCCGCUGAGGCGGCUCUGGGCGGGCUGCGGCCGGGAGCGGGAGCGGAGCCCCCAGCGGGCCGCGGCCGCCGCCGCGCGCUGAGGCCGGGCGCGCACGGCUGCUGCGGGGAUGCCCCGGGGGGGGCCGGGGCCGCCGCCGCCUGAGACAUGGAGGAGGAGGGCAAGAAAGGCAAGAAGCAGCCUGGAAUAGUGUCCCCUUUCAAGCGAGUCUUCCUGAAGGGUGAGAAAGGUCGGGAUAAGAAGGCCCAGGAGAAGGUUACGGAAAGACGACCUCUUCAUACCGUCGUGGUGUCCUUGCCGGACCGCGUUGAACCAGACGUGCUGUUGAACGACUACAUUGAAAAGGAAGUGAAGUAUUUAGGCCAACUAACGUCCAUCCCAGGGUACCUGAAUCCCUCCAGCCGCACUGAAAUACUGCAUCUGAUAGAUAAUGCAAAGAGAGCACAUCAACUCCCAGGGCAGCUGACUCAAGAACAUGACGCUGUGAUCAGUCUGUCUGCCUAUAACAUCAAGCUGGUGUGGAGGGAUGGAGAAGACCUCAUCCUCAGGGUCCCCAUCCAUGACAUCGCAUCCGUUUCCUACAUCAGAGAUGACUCCUCUCACUUGGUAGUGCUGAAAACAGCUCAGGACCCUGGGAUCUCCCCAAGCCAGAGUCUUUGUGCCGAAAGCUCCAAAGCACUCACUUCGGGCUCGCUGUCUGAGAGUGGGGUAGUACCAGUCGAAGCUUGUUGCUUGGUGGUCCUGGCUACGGAGAACAAAGUGACUGCAGAGGAGCUGUGCUCACUUCUCAGCCAAGUCUUCCAGAUUGUUUACACUGAGUCCACCAUAGACUUCUUAGAUAGAGCAAUAUUUGAUGGGGCCUCCACGCCGACACGGCACAUGUCCUUACACAGCGAUGACUCUUCUACAAAAGUGGAUGUUAAAGAACCUUACGAAACAGAAGAGAGCGGUUUUUCCUUUCCAGAAACCUUGGAUGUAGGUGACAACUCCCCCUCUUCUUUCUCGACACAACAAUCUCCUCACAUUAAAACAGUCAGUGAGAGUGAGCUCAGCACCACAGCGACAGAGCUGCUCCAGGACUACAUGAUGACGCUACGAACGAAACUCUCUUCCCAAGAGAUCCAGCAGUUUGCAAUGCUCUUACAUGAGUAUCGCAAUGGGGCUUCGAUACAUGAGUUCUGCAUCAACUUGAAGCAGCUCUAUGGGGACAGUAGGAAGUUCCUGCUCUUAGGCCUCAGACCGUUCAUCCCCGAGAAGGACAGUCAACACUUCGAGAACUUCCUCGAAACCAUCGGGGUGAAAGACGGCCGCGGCAUCAUCACAGACAGUUUCGGGAGGUACAGGCGGACUCUGAGCACCACCUCCAACUCAACGACCAACGGAAACGGAGCUGCCGGGAGCUCGGAUGACCAGUCCGUGCCCUCAGAAGAAGAUGAGUGGGACCGAAUGAUCUCUCACAUCAGCAACGAUAUCGAAGCCCUCGGGUGCAGCAUGGACCGCGAUUCCUCUUGAGAGCGAGCAGGGGGAGGAAGGAUGAGGCGGCUCGGUCCAGCUCCCUUCCGCCCUCUCGCAAAGAGACUGCGGCGGCGGUUUUGCGCCCGUCUUCCUGACCUUCGUUCUGGAAGAGGUUCUCGAGGUGGAGCAGGAUGUAAUUACUCGCCCAUCCUUGUCAGCGGCCUCGCUGGCCCACGCGUCCGUCGGCGGGCGGCCGGGGCCCUCUCACCGGGAAGGCGCGUGCCGGACAGGAGCCUGGGGCCGGGCGAGGGAGCCGUCCCUCCCGCCGCCUGCCCUGGUGCGGGCUUGCCACCGCCGCCACGGCGGGCUGCAGCGCAGGGGAGCGAGGCUGGCGAGAGCCUCGUGCGGAGGCCUAACACUUAGCUACAACCCGGUUUACAGUUUUGCACAUGAUCCCCCCCGUUGUAACUGCUCUCGUUCUCCUCCUCCUUCCCCUCCCUGCCCCUUUUGGAAUGAAGUUUACCACAAUGUGAAUUUAUUUAAA
Molecule: messenger RNA, 2038 nt
Organism: Rhea pennata
Lineage: Eukaryota; Metazoa; Chordata; Aves; Rheiformes; Rheidae
Gene: CCM2
Product: CCM2 scaffold protein
Exons: 10
Coding region: 187-1551 (454 amino acids)
Biological process (GO): heart development; vasculogenesis
Source: RefSeq, a predicted model, not a curated record